AUGUUUCAAGUAGCUCGGAAUAUCCUGGUGACCGGCACCAACCGGGGAAUUGGAUUUGGACUGGUGAAAGAGCUGGUGAAAAUAAACCCUCCUCAAGGCUAUAUUUUCGCAACUUGUAAGAACCCUACUGGACCUGAAUCAAAGGCUUUGCAGAAUUUUGCUAGUCAGCAUGACAACACUCACGUGCUUCAGUUAGAUACGACAGACCUUUCCAGCAUAAAGCGGGCUGCGUCAGAAGUACAAUCCCAGCUGAAUGGACGAGGGCUCAAUCUGCUCAUCAACAAUGCGGGCAGAAAUUCCCAAGCCCUUUUUCUGGAACACGUCGAUCAGGAAGAUAUGCUAAGGUCCUACAAGACCAAUGCAGUGGGACCCCUCCUGGUUGUCAAAGAAUUCCUGCCUCUUCUGAAGAAGGCUGCCACGGAGACCACGAAAGGAAACGUGGGAGGCAACAAGGCAGUUGUCGUCAACAUAUCUUCUAUAAUUAGCUCCAUUGGGGAGGGUUUUAAGACCGCAACAAAAAUUCCUCCGGGGUACCAAUAUCGUGUCAGCAAGACAGCGCUGAACAUGGUCAAUGCCUGCCUUGCAGAGGAACUGAAAACAGAUGGAAUUGCAUGUGUUCUGCUCCAUCCUGGAUGGGUGAAAACUGACAUGGGAUCAGAACAGGCUCCUAUGACAGUGGAGACCAGUACUAAGGGUUUGGUGAAGGUCAUUUCUGGUUUAGAUUCGUCGUCAUCUGGCACUUUUCUGGAUUGGGAGGGGAAAAAAAUAAUCUGGUGA
Protobothrops mucrosquamatus (brown spotted pit viper) is the source of this 777-nucleotide messenger RNA. RefSeq names its product C-factor-like. Lineage: Eukaryota; Metazoa; Chordata; Lepidosauria; Squamata; Viperidae. The transcript has 6 exons. The record is from RefSeq and is a predicted model, not a curated record. The coding region runs from base 1 to 777 and encodes 258 amino acids.